Messenger RNA from Candida albicans SC5314, 513 nucleotides. RefSeq lists its product as uncharacterized. NCBI's taxonomy places the organism in Eukaryota, Fungi, Ascomycota, Pichiomycetes, Serinales, Debaryomycetaceae. The record is from RefSeq and is a predicted model, not a curated record. The transcript has a single exon. The coding region runs from base 1 to 513 and encodes 170 amino acids.
AUGAUAUCUACUUUAUCAUCUUCAUCUUCUUCACCACUAACAACUUCAACUCAUAAGUUGGAAAAUCCAAUAGAAUCACAAAGAAAACGAUAUAAACAUAAUAUGCAAUCCAUGUCAUCCAAUACUCAUCAUCCACAUUUUCAAUUGUCUAAAGACAAUGAAAACAACAACAACCACCACCAUCAACAUCAACAACAACAUGAACCAAAAUAUAUAAGUACUGGAACAUCUUUACAUAACACUAAUAAUGGAACCUUUACCCCAAUCACUCAAACCCAUUCUCAUGAAUAUCUUAUGAUGAUGGGUGAAGAAACCAUCAUCAAUAACAAUAAUAAUAAACUUGACAUAGAAAUGAUUACUGAAGAUAAAUUUUUCCAACCUCAACAACAUAUUGAAAAACCUAAAUAUGAAGAAUGUCCUUGUGGUCAUUUACAUGGACCUGGUCAAAGUAAUCAUCAUGAUAUCCACGCUGUUGGAUUAUCUGAUUUUCCUUUAUUAAGAGGUCCAGAUUAA